ACUCCAAAUGAUUACACAGUGAAGGGAAAAAAAAGGGAGAAAGCUCGACCGGUCGAUCAUCUCCGAGCGUCGUCCAUGGCGCAGAUCCCUAACUUAGACAAUUCUCCUCUCAAUCUCAAAUCCUUGAGGGAGAAGUCCCAGAGGGAUCUGAUAAACUCUCUUAAAGAUAUUCGUGGAAAUAAGUGUCUGGUGAUUGAUCCAAAGCUCAGUGGCUCCCUCUCGUUGAUUAUCCAGACUUCUCUGUUGAAGGAGCAUGGUGUGGAAUUGCGGCAUCUCUCAGCAGAACCACUUCUGACUGAAUGCACGAAAGUGGUUUACCUUGUUCGUUCUCAGCUCAGUUUUAUGAAAUCCAUAUCUCUGCACAUUCAAAAUGAUACUUCGAAAGCGAUUCAGAGAGAAUACUAUGUUUACUUUGUGCCUCGUAGAUCUGUUGCAUGUGAGAAGAUUCUUGAGCAGGAAAAAGUGCAUAAUCUGGUGACUGUGAGGGAGUUUCCUCUUUACAUGGUUCCCCUAGAUGAGGAUGUCAUAUCUUUUGAGCUUGAGCUUGCUGAAAAAGAAUACCUCGUUGAUGGCGAUCCUAGCUCACUUUGGCAUGUUGCAAAGGCCAUUCAUGAGCUUGAGUUUUCUUUUGGAGUUAUACCAAAAGUGAGAGCAAAGGGCAAAGCAUCAGUUCGUGUUGCGGAUAUACUUAACCGCAUGCAAGUGGAGGAGUCUGUCAGUUCGUCUGAUGUGGGAAGGCCUGAGAUAGAUACACUUAUUCUUUUGGAUAGAGAGGUUGACAUGGUUACGCCAAUGUUGUCCCAGUUGACUUAUGAGGGACUGUUAGAUGAGUUUUUGCAUAUCAGUAAUGGUGCUGUUGAAGUUGACUCAUCUGUGAUGGGUGUCCAACAGGAAGGAAAAAAGAUGAAAGUUCCCCUUAAUUCAAGUGACAAGUUGUUCAAGGAGACCAGGGAUCUCAACUUUGAAGUGGUUGUACAGGUUCUACGUCAGAAGGCAACAUCCAUGAAGCAGGACUACUCUGAAAUUAGUACUACCCAGACAGUUUCUGAACUAAAGGACUUCGUCAAAAAGCUUAACUCAUUGCCAGAGAUGACAAGACACAUAAAUCUUGCCCAACACCUGACGACGUUCACAUCCAAGCAGUCUUUUCUUUCACAACUUGACAUGGAACACACAUUUGUUGAGUCCCAAACUUAUGACAUAUGCUUUGAGUACAUAGAAGAGAUGAUCCAUAAGCAGGAACCGCUCACUAGUGUCCUACGUCUUUUAGUCUUAUUCUCUGUUACAAACUCAGGGUUGCCGAAAAAACAUUUUGAUUAUUUAAGAAGGGAGCUGCUCCACAGUUAUGGCUUUGAGCAUAUUGUCACAUUGAACAAUCUAGAAAAGGCGGGAUUGUUCAAGAAACAGGAGUUUAAAAGCAACUGGCAGACUGUGAAACGUUCUUUGCAACUUGUAGUUGAAGAUACGGACACAGCAAACCCCAAUGACAUUUCGUAUGUCUUUUCUGGAUAUGCUCCACUCAGCAUUCGUCUUGUCCAACAAGCUAUUCGAUCUGGAUGGCGUCCUGUGGAAGAAAUAUUGAAGCUCUUACCAGGACCACAUCUGGAGACUAAGAGAAGUGGCAUCCCAAGCAGUCCAUCAGUAGACUCGUUACAUGGAGCUUCCAAUGGGCAUUUCAGGGUAGCUGAUGGAAGACGCUCACUCGUACUUGUGGUAUUCAUCGGAGGUGUGACGUUUGCUGAAAUCGCUGCUCUGCGGUAUCUUAGCUCUCAGGAAGGAAUGGCAUACGAUUUAAUCGUCGCAACCACAAAAAUCGUCAAUGGCUCCACAUUGAUAGAGACUUUUAUGGAAAAAGUCGGCUGAUCUGUUAAAUCCUCGUGAUGCCCAAUAGAGCGUUCUGCUCGAUCUGUUUCCUUUUGUGUGUGCCCUUUUCUUUUUUGUGUAUUUGAUUCUUGUUAUCCUCUUCGAGCUCUUAUGAUUCAUGUUGGUUGGUGAGUGAAGGCAGAUUAUGGUUUUAGGCCACACUGUUCGAAGUCUGUUCCAGUUUUAUUACACUUUUAAUAUGCUAUUAAUUGUAAUUUGAAGUCGUAAUUGUGCAGAGCCUUGUAAUGUUAA
Molecule: messenger RNA, 2115 nt
Organism: Tarenaya hassleriana
Lineage: Eukaryota; Viridiplantae; Streptophyta; Magnoliopsida; Brassicales; Cleomaceae
Product: vacuolar protein-sorting-associated protein 33 homolog
Exons: 22
Coding region: 76-1863 (595 amino acids)
Biological process (GO): vesicle-mediated transport; intracellular protein transport
Cellular component (GO): vacuole; CORVET complex
Source: RefSeq, a predicted model, not a curated record